Molecule: messenger RNA, 1037 nt
Organism: Petromyzon marinus (sea lamprey)
Lineage: Eukaryota; Metazoa; Chordata; Hyperoartia; Petromyzontiformes; Petromyzontidae
Product: sodium channel regulatory subunit beta-2-like
Cellular component (GO): plasma membrane
Source: RefSeq, a predicted model, not a curated record
GGGUGAUGUAUAUAGUGCAGUAUUUUAAUUAUUAUUUUUGCCGGGGACUGCCAAAUAAUGUUGGAACCAGCCGGAUAUAAUCGCGUGCCGGAUAAUUGAUGAUCAAAUGUAUUUAUUUAAAAUCUUAUCAAUGGGUCUAAGACACGCCUAUUACGAGCGCGGGCUGGGAGGCGGGAGUUGCGAAACAAUGGGACGUAGCGCAGUUUAACUUUGAGGUAUCGACAUGAAGACACCAACAGCAGCAGAAGCUUCUGUCAGGAGAUGCCAAACUCUGAUCUACCUCCACCUUCUCGUGUGCGCCCGCUGUGAGGGGCUCUUCGAGGUGUGGGUGCAGCAGUGGGUGAGCGCUGCCACUGGGGAGACCGCCAUCCUGCCGUGCAACUACACAUGCAAUCAGAACAGCGAGCACUUCGAGUUUCACUGGCUACGAAUGUUGAAUGGCAGCAAAGAGAAGGUCUUCUCGAAGAACAGCAAGGGAGAGGUCACCUUCUUGGAGCGAGCUCACUGGCUCGGCACCACCGACUUGUGCAACGCCUCCAUCACUAUACGUGACGUGCAGCCCUCCGACUCGGGAAUCUACCUGUGCCAAGUGCUGCUGCUGCCCUCCUUCAAUGAGGGUCAGACAUCACUCAUCCUGGAGGUGGUGGCCGCCACUGACGAGGGACGCGAAUCGGUGCCUCAGUUACCUUACAUCUAUAUAAGUAUAGCUUUGGUGGCAUUCCUUUGUUGUCUUCUAUGUGGUGCCAUCGGAUACUAUGUCUGUAAAAAGUCGAAAUCUGAAUUUACACAACAAGAAACCACGCAGAGAUCGCCUGAGCAAGAAGUUCCCCUCAAUGACAUUCAAACAUAGAAAUCAUCUAUUUAAUUUUUAUUUUUCCAGGUAUUUAUGUUGAACGUAUUUUACACUGUGCGAAGCCAACUAUGCUAAUCGGAGGUGUGGGAAAGGCAAGGCCCCACUGCUCUAUGCAGCUCUUUUUUCAGAAGUGAUCUUGCCGCAAAUGAUUGCUCAACGAAGUGGCUUAUUGUCACGUGGAAAU